AAUGAUUAAUCAGUUAUCAAAACAGUUGCAGAUUAAUUCCCUUUUGAUUAAUUAAAGAGAAUGUGCUGAGUUUAAUUGACUUUAUCGGAGAUUUAAAGGAUUUUACUGAUUUUACAAACUGAAAUUCUAAACUUUGACAGAAACUAUGAGUUUGUUGCCUAUGAAACCAAAAGGCUGUGGAGCUUAAAUCUGCUGAUAAAUGAUCAGGAAUGAGCUAAAUAUAGCGAGGUGAGGCACGGAGAGCACGGAGAGAGGGAUGAAGGGAUUAAAGAGGAGGACAGUGGGUCAAUUGUUUCAUCUUUUCAUUUUUUUAUUAUUAUCAUUAACCUCCAUUUCUUCUUCUGCAGACUGUAAGAAGACGACACAACGAGCAGAAGACAUGGCCGUGGUUAGUGGAACGUACCGCAUGGUGUCGGAGGAGGAGCAGGCCCUCAGGGCCAAGCUGGAGCGGCUCACCGUCAAGGACCACGGGCCAGUGUUUGGACCCUGCGCCAACCUGCCGGACCACACCAAGCAGAAGGCGAAGGACGAGCUGAACGAGACGGAUGAGAAGCGCGUGGCCGCGGUGAAGGAGCUGCGAGGGAUGAUCAAGGAGAAGGCGGAGGCCGGAGACGAGCUGGCGAAGGGCGUCCAGGAAACGUUCGGAGAGAAACCCGACAGUCUGCUGGUCCGAUUCAUCCGAGCCAGGAAGUACGACGUCCCCCGAGCCUUCGACCUCAUGAAGGGCUACGUGCGCUUCAGGAAGGACUACCCGGAGCUCUUUGAGAACCUGACCCCCGAGGCGGUCCGCAGCACCAUCGAGGCCGGCUACCCCGGCAUCCUGCAGAGCCGAGACAAGUACGGCCGCGUGGUUCUCCUCUUCAACAUCGAGAACUGGGACUACGAGGAGAUCACCUUCGAUGAGAUCCUGCGUGCCUACUGUGUGAUCCUGGAGAAGCUGCUGGAGAACGAGGAGACUCAGAUCAACGGAUUCUGCAUCAUCGAGAACUUUAAAGGCUUCACCAUGCAGCAGGCGUCAGGAAUCAAACCCACGGAGCUCAAGAAGAUGGUGGACAUGCUGCAGGAUUCGUUCCCGGCUCGUUUCAAAGCGGUUCACUUCAUCCACCAGCCCUGGUACUUCACCACCACCUACAACGUGGUCAAACCUCUGAUGAAGAGCAAACUGCUGGAGAGAGUGUUUGUUCACGGAGACGAACUGGAGAAUUACUACAAGGAGUUUGACGCCGACAUUCUUCCCUCUGAGUUCGAUGGAAAAGGCUCCAAGUACGACGGGAAGGCGGCCGCCGACAAACUCUUCGUCUAAACGCCUGAAGAAAUAUAUAAAAGCAGAAUCCUGCAGCCGGUGGAGACUGGAAGCCUGAACCCACGCUGCGCGUCAGGAGACAGAAUCACUAUUUAUUUUACUUCUUUAACUCUUCUCUGUCCUCAGUUUAUCUCUGGAGAAUAAAGCUGCAGCGACCACUCCAUUAAUCGGCUAAAAAACUAGUGGAAUCUUGUUUCGUUUUUAGUAAUUUUUGCAAGAAAAAAAAGCCAAACAUUUUCUGGUUGCAUGCUUCUUAAAGGUGCAGUACGAGUUUCUGCUGAUGUUGAGCCUCGGCCUGAGGUCACAGAGCGUCAGUGACCUUUGACCCCAGACCCCAGAGCCUCCAGAUCUCAUGCUGCACCUUUAAAAUGUGAGAUUUUGUUGCUUUUUUUUGUCAGACGUUAUAAUAAACUGAAUGGUUGAAGUUUUUGUAAUGUCAGUCGGAUUAAACGAAUCACUUGAAGACGAUGAUGUCAGCUUGUUUUUCUGUUUUCUGACAUUUAAUGGACAAAAUGAUUCAUCGAGAAAAUAACAGGCAGUUUAUUGUUAACCCUCUGGAGUCCAUGAAACUGCUUCACCAUGUCCUGAAAUA
Molecule: messenger RNA, 1895 nt
Organism: Centropristis striata (black sea bass)
Lineage: Eukaryota; Metazoa; Chordata; Actinopteri; Perciformes; Serranidae
Gene: rlbp1b
Product: retinaldehyde binding protein 1b
Exons: 7
Coding region: 257-1303 (348 amino acids)
Cellular component (GO): membrane
Molecular function (GO): phosphatidylinositol bisphosphate binding
Source: RefSeq, a predicted model, not a curated record